Messenger RNA from Plectropomus leopardus (leopard coralgrouper), 5097 nucleotides. It is a transcript of the gene niban1a, whose product is annotated as niban apoptosis regulator 1a. Lineage: Eukaryota; Metazoa; Chordata; Actinopteri; Perciformes; Serranidae. The record is from RefSeq and is a predicted model, not a curated record.
GCCGCUGCAGAUCGAUGUGACGGUGUUAGUACCUGAGGAUUGAACCCUUACCUGUGGAUCCUCUCCCCCGAAGCAGCACCAUGGGGAUCUCCGCAUCCAGUCUGCUAGAUGAGACCAAAUCCAACUACAUCAAAGGCCAGGCCGCGGCUGAGCUGAAGGAGUUCAGUCUGUACUACAGGAAGCAGUUCUCUGUGGCUCAUUUCUCUCAGGUAGAAGAUGAUCUGGAGCAGCACAAAGAGAAGAUCACACAGCUGCUCAAACAGAGGGAGGCUCCUCAGGAGGCCGAGGUGCUGUACGAAGAGGGCGUCCUUUACUUUGAUGAGACCAGGAAAUGGAAGGACAGGUACGUGGUGGUGAGAGCCAACUACUGCCUGGAGUGCCACGACAGUCUGGAGACUUUUGUUAAAGGAAUCCCUCCACGCCAGAAGCUGCUGCCUACAGGGGGCACUGUUCUCACCACAGAGGAGAAAUACAUGGCCAUGGUGGACAAGUGCUUCCCUGAUGACACCAAAACAGAUGUAAAGGAGGACUUUGCUCCUCCUCUGUCGGGGAUGCCGGGACAGUUCCCCGUCUACCUGCGUCUGCCCUACAGGAGAGACUCCUACUUCUGCUUCAGACAGCAGGCCAAACAAGCUGCCUUCCUCUCCAUCCUGUCAGACUGCAUCCGACACCAGAACCAAGACUUCCUGAAGAAGAAGACGUGUGAGGUGCAGGCCUUCCUCAAAGCCAUUCAGCUCUACAGACAGGACAAAGACAAAUACGAGGCCUGGGACAUGCUGAUAGGAAGUGAUGCCAGGGUGAUGGCCAACGUGGUGAUGGAGCAGCUGCUGCCGUCUCUUGAGAAAGACAUGCUGCCUCGCCUCAAAGCCAAGAAGACGGAGAGGAAAAGAGUAUGGUUCGCUACGGUGGAAGCGGCGUACAUCCUGAUCCAGGAGCAUCUGUUUGAGGGACUCUCAGCUCUAAAGGAGGAAUGUCGAUCAUCAGUGCGGCAACAGGAGGUGCUCAUCCACUCCGACAUGGACCAGAUCCUCAACUCCAGACAGGAGCUGGAGGAAAAAGUCCGAGCCAAAGUAGCGGAGCCAGCAGAGAAGCUGUGCUCCGAGUCGGUCCAGCCGUACCUGGGCUCAGUCCUGGAGGAGCUGAUGGAGCCGGUCAGCUCUGGUUUCCAGGAGGGACGGCAGCUGAGUGAAACCAUGAUGGAUCAGGUGUGUCAGGACGUCCUGCAGCUCGCAGACAACGAGCAACUCAGAAAGGGUCUUACUGACAUGGCGAGACCGAACCUGCUGAGCUGCUACCAGAAAAUCGGCUCCCUGCAGGAGAAACUGCAGCACCUGCAGCAGAGAUUCGGUUUCUCCAACAUCACAGGAGUGAUCCAGAGCGCUCAGAUUGACCUGCAGCAGCUGAUUGGGAAUGCAGCCUACACAUUUGAGCAGCUGCUCAACAAAGCCAUCCAGGACAACCCAGAAAACCCCGGCUCUGCCAUCGAAAAAGCCAAACACAGAGUGCUCAAGCAAUAUGAUUAUGACAGCAGCACAGUGAGGAAGAGGAUCUCCAGGGAGGCUCUCGUCUCCAUCACUCUGCCCUUCAUCAAGAAGAACCUGGCCCCCACCUGCAAAACAGAGCUUCAGAGUCUCCAGCAGUCCAUCGAUGGCGACCACUCCAACUUCAUCCAUGUUGACAACGUCUAUGAAAACAUCCUCCUGCAAAUUCUGGACAAGGAGGUCACCAAAGUGGUGAAGGAGGCAGCCAGCCUGAAGAAGUACAACCUGUUCAAUGACAGCAGAGACCUGCUGAGUCAGUCCAGCCGCUCCAGCCUCUCCUCCCCUCCUGUCUCCACUCCGGGAAGUCCCGCCAUGGUUCUCGCCGCCCCCGCCAAAACCUCCGUUGAGCCCCAGCCCCCAUCUCCACUCACGGUCAACGGUUUGUCGUCCAGCCCUGAGAAGGAGGAGCAGCAGGAGAAGGAGAACAGCGUGCUGCAUAGUGAAACCACAACAGACGUGACCAUCACUGAAACACCAUUGGGGAAGGUUGAACAAAAAGAUGCAGCUCAGAGUGUCGCCAUCAGUCAGGAGGUGGAAGCACCAAAACCAGAGGUCGUCCAAACUGUGAAAGCAGACACUCCGGUUGCACUUGAGACUCCAGCUGUAGCAGACACAACCAACCAGAAUGAGACACAGCAAGUUAAUGUAGAAGCAGCUCCAGACACUGUGGUCCAAGAGGAAGCCAUUUCUGUCAAAACAGAAACAGUCAGGAUGGCUGCUGAGUCUCUGAUACAGAGCGCAGACACUCCGAAAGAGGCGGAAAUCAAUUUGUCAGAAAGCCCGACUGUCGUAGAAAGCAUAAAGACAGACGUAGAAGCAGCAGCAGCACAGACAGAAGCUCCUGUACCAAGUCCUGAUCCUACUAAUGAUCCGGUUAACACUUCAGCAGAAAACACUGGUUCCCAAACUGAAGAGGAGACACACUUUCGCAGCUCUGAAAUCAAGUUAGAGGCUCCCUCUAGUGGUCAAACGCCAGCACUCACACCUGCACAGAUCAGCCUGGACCUCAAGCACCAGGAAGCAGAACCAGUCACCGUCUCAGACCCGAACUCCCUGGACGUGUCUGUAGGAAGCGAGUCGCCUCCAUCGGAUGUGGAGUCCAUGGAGGGUGUGAAAACAACGCAGAGCAGCGAAGACGAAGUCUCAACGACCUCCGACGUCUUAGAGGAUGAAACGACCAUAUCACCCGUGAGCUCAGAUUAUGCCAACGAGGACAAAACUGCAAGCAAUGAGCCGUCUCCUUGGGCCCAGACAGAGGCUGUGAGCGGCGAGGUCGGUGGGGACAUUGAGGCAGGUGCGAGCGUGGGGCCAUCGGUGGAGGCAGCAGAUGGUCAAAGCUCUCAGCUCGCCAAAGAGGAAACACCCCCCAGCCCAGAAGUGCAGCCCAUUGACAGCAUCAAGGAGAUCCGUGACCUGGUGUCAGAGGUGAUCGAGGUGGAGGAGCUGGUGCAGCGUUACCCAAGUGGAAUUCCAAAACUGGAGGAAUGAAGCAUCAUAAGUAGGAUGUUCUACUGAAGGGAACCAAAUGAUUACCAGAACAGAACAGUCGCUCCCAUCUGCACUGCCUCAAACUGACCUGGAGUUUUUUCCUCUCAGAGCAGAAAAUGGAAAAGACUCCUGAGAAAUUCACAAAAGCUUCCAUGAACCCUUUUUUUAAACACAUAUGCAUGAAUUAUGGUAAAUUAUUUAUACUAAUCAUUUACACAAAUCAAUAUAUCAGCUGCGUCAGGUGUAGGAAACCACCAGGUCUGUUAUUCAGUCACUAGAUGUUUUUGUUUUAACACUACGAUUAUUUUAGCACCAAAUUGCUUUAAAAAAAAACCUUGAUGUGGAACUGUUUUAUAAAGAUUGUGAAGAAGUUUCUGGAAAUUUCAUUAUGCUGGUAGAUUCUAAAUAUAUUUUAAAGGAAUAGUUAUACAUUUUAAAAGUUUCACUUACAUUCUUCCUGAGAGAAGAAUGUGAGGAUGGAUAUCAAUCUCAGGUCUGUACAUGAGCUGCAGUCAGGAUGUAGCUUAGCUCAGCAUGAAGAGUGACAGCAGCCUGGCUCACCCAUACCUAAGUUCAGUGAUAACAUGCUGUAAUAUAUGCUUCUUUAAUCUCUACACAAACAGAAAUGUAAAAAAAAUAUAUACAUAAGUAGCUUUUAUAGGGAGCUAGAUAUUGAAACUAUUUCUUGGUGAAGGCUUACAACUUUAAGAAAAAAAAAGGGGUGGUGGGGUGAACAACGACGAUAACAGUAAUUUAUUUUUUUUUAUAUGCCUGUGUGUCCCUUCGUAUAACUGUAUCAUCCCCUCUAUAAGGGCCAUUUACAAGGCAAUAGUUAUUGCAUGGCCUUUCAUUCAAAGAACAGCAUUUUGGGGGUCCAAAGCGGAAACUUUUGAAAUGGGGUUCAAGAGUGAAAUUUUUUUAUAAUGCCAUCCCUUCUGUCCCCAUGUAAACUGGCAAUGUGCACAUGCGCGUUGUGUUUGUCUGUGGUGUAUUACAAAGUUACAAAGCGUUACUGAACGGCCCAGCCGCAGAAAUAGAAAAUCUAUUUGUGGCAGCAGAUGUUUUAAUGAUGGCUGGCCACCACAAAUAAAUGUGUAGGAAACCCUGCACAGUAUAAAAAUGCAGCAUUACAAGUAAAAGUCCUGCAGACAUUAAUUAACCGCAGCCAAAUGUACUUUUAACAACCAGAUUUCUCUGAAAUGUGGUCAAAUACAAUGUAUAAACUGGCAAAAAUAAAUACAGAAUAAUAAAAUACUAGACAAAGUGAAGUAACUGUACUUACAUAUUUGAGACCACUUUGUUUUACAGAUUAAACAAAGAAGAUCCAUGUUAAUUAGUGACCAGUAGAGGUGUCAUAAGGUGUAUUAUUGAACUUAAGACUGAACCAGUCUAGCUGUUUCACCCUGCUAAUCUCAGCUCAACACGCCCUGAAUCCUGCUCUGCCUUUAACAGAUAUGAGAUUGAUAUCCAUUUGAAUGUCUCACUCUUUGGGGAAAAAUAAAUAAAUAAAUAAAUAAAUAAUCACCCAAAAUGUGGAACUGUUUCUGUAAACAGUCUACAUGAGAUAACCUCUUCAGUUGUGUCACAAAGUAUUUUUUUAAAUGAGUGAGUUUUAGAUUGUUUAGAAAUCACAAUAAUAGAUAUUAUAAUAUAUUGGACUACAUUCAGUGGACCACUUCCAAAUUCAUGUAAAAGCUGGAAUUCAGGCACAUUUUUUCUCCUUAAUGUGAUUAUUUUUGACCUACUGAAGGACUUUUUUCAACUAAAAAGGAAACUGAAGAAGUAGCUCAUCAAAGUGCCUUUACAAGUGCCUCCACGUGUCUUACUUAACAUGAUGAAGGAAACCAGCCUCCGUCAUGUGGAUGCAGUUGCCGUAGAGACCGGUUUACAGUCUGAACACCUGUGCCUUUUAUCUGUGUAGAGCCUCUGACACAGACAUGGUUAGUAGGACAGUUUACAGUGUGAGUCCAGGGAACAACAUUCCACCACUUACUGUCCACCAGAUGAGUGUUUGUUAAUGGAAACAUUGUGUGGAAAUAUGAACAAUAAAAUAAGUCUAUUAAACAAA